GAAUCGAUAAGUAGGCUUUUUGUCAUAGCCCGGAUUGUAUAAAUGGAACAUACUGAAACAGUAAUCAAAAACAAAAUUACAUAAUCAUAUUUACUACAUAAUGUUCAAACAAUUUAAAGAAAAAAACUGUCAUCAUGCAUUUUAUUAAAUUCACAAAUAGCUACAGGGAUAACUACCUGAAACCGUCAGCAUUCGACGGCAACCACGACGACGGAGCAACGAUGGCAAAUUCCAGAAGGACCGCCAAUGACGACAGGACGACGGCUCCAAAUCCUGCGGAAAAGGAUGCCGAUGGUGGUACGGUUUUGGACGUGGAGCUGUUCAAGUUGAUCGGAAUAUAUCAGCUGUUGCGCCCAGCCGAGUGCGGCCUAAACAGUCGCCGGUGGCGGAUGGCCGCGCUGGUGGUCGUGGCUCUGACGCUCGGGCUGCAAUCGAUGCAGGUGUGCCGGCUAUACCUGGCCCGUCACGACUUUCAGAUGUUCGCAAACAUGGGCGUGUUGGUCAUCAACGGGCUCAUGUGCCUGCUCAAGGGCUACAUGGUGGUGGCCAACGCGGACCGGAUGUGCGCCACGUUGGAGGCGACCCGGUACGCGUUCACCGGUUGCGGUGUCCGCGACCCGUCCGAGCUGCGCCGUUGCCGGGCCACGCUGUCCGCCAUCCUCCGCACGUUCGUCGCGCUCAGCUUCGGCACGCUGUUCGUGUGGGUGCUCAUACCGUGGUUCAUGGCGUCCGAGUACGACGACAUGCCCUACGUCUGGGCAGUGGUGUACGUCGUCGAGUCCAUCAUACUCACCGUCAACGUGUUCUGCUGGACGUCGUUCGACUGUUACCUGGUAACCAUGUGUUUUGUAUUCGACGCCCUGUUCCGCACCAUGUCCACCGGUUACGAGACGCUUGGCCGUUGUCGGCCGAGUGCCAGUAAAUUAUCGGCGCCUCAACAGUUCGAUACCACGGCCACGAUAAGCAAAGCAUCGAUAGCAGAUGAUAACUAUGACGAUUUGACAAAUCACAUUCUUGACAAUAAAAAUAUAAUCGAACAGUAUGACGCGUUUUUCGACGUCGUUCGACCUAUGGUUCUGAUCCAAAUAGCUGAUGGGUCAUACUCAAUAAUUACGCUGAUAUUUCUCACAUCGUUGGCGUAUAUCAAGGGUUAUUCUAUCGUGUCAGCGCCAAUUUUGAAAUUUGUCUGUGGACUGACUUCGCUCACCCUUGAACUGUAUAUUUAUUGUUACGGCUUCAACCACAUAGAAGACGGGAAAUCCAUGGUGAAUUUCGGACUUUACAGCAGCAAUUGGACGGAGAUGGAUUUGAAAUUUAAAAAAACUUUGUUGUUGACUAUGACCAUGAACUCUGCUCACAAGCGAGUGAUGAAAGUAUCACCAAAUUCUAUCGUAAAUCUGGAAAUGUUCUCCAGGGUGAUGAACAUGUCAUACUCGAUUGUGUCCGUAUUACUAAAUUAUUAAGAGCACCUAUAUCAAACAAGUACCUAGGUUCCUCCUAUAGCUGGCAAAUUUUACAAUAAAUCUGUAGAAUAUUAUUUGUUCAAAUGUACCUACUAUAUGAAUGCUUUAACUUCAUGGUAACAUAAAAUAAAUAUUGGAGUGCAUGA
This is a messenger RNA of Rhopalosiphum padi (bird cherry-oat aphid), 1609 nucleotides long. RefSeq lists its product as uncharacterized. Gene Ontology annotation, molecular function: olfactory receptor activity; odorant binding. Bases 135 to 1463 code for a protein of 442 amino acids. The transcript is spliced from 7 exons. Gene Ontology annotation, biological process: sensory perception of smell; detection of chemical stimulus involved in sensory perception of smell. Gene Ontology annotation, cellular component: plasma membrane. Lineage: Eukaryota; Metazoa; Arthropoda; Insecta; Hemiptera; Aphididae. The record is from RefSeq and is a predicted model, not a curated record.